GGGGACAUGUAAGGGACUCCUUUUUAAAAAAAGUCUCACUUAGUACAACUCUUUAUAGUUUAUUCUUUUGACCACACCUCUACAAACGUUUCUCUUUCUCAAUUUCAUGAUAAAAAAUAAAAAACUUUUAUUCUUCUCUCUCAAUUCACGAGAAUUGCCUUAGCGAUUACAUUGUUCGAGCAGCUUCUCUGUCACUCUCUCUCGAAUUUUGCAGAAAGAAAUGGCAAAUUUACAUAGUAACUUUAACCAGAAUAUCGAUUACGUAUUCAAGAUUGUGUUGAUUGGAGACUCCGCAGUGGGUAAGUCCCAACUUCUGGCUCGUUUUGCUCGAAAUGAGUUCAGUCUGGAUUCGAAAGCAACUAUUGGUGUUGAGUUCCUGACCCGUACGCUUAUGGUCGAUCACAAGAACAUCAAGGCCCAAAUAUGGGAUACAGCUGGGCAAGAGAGAUACCGAGCAGUGACAAGUGCAUACUAUAGAGGUGCAGUUGGGGCAAUGCUGGUCUAUGACAUAACCAAGCGGCAAACAUUUGAUCACGUGGCACGAUGGUUAGAGGAAUUGCGGGGACACGCCGACAAAAAUAUUGUCAUUAUGCUAGUAGGAAACAAGUCUGACCUUGGGACACUUCGGGCAGUACCCACUGAGGAUGCAAAAGAGUUUGCCCAAAGGGAGAGCCUAUUCUUUAUGGAGACAUCAGCACUUGAGUCUAUUAAUGUUGAAUCAGCAUUUCUCACAGUCUUGACUGAAAUUUAUAGGGUUGUUAGCAAAAAGGCCUUAAUAGCCAAUGAUGAGCAGGAGCCUGCAGGUAGUUCAUCACUUCUGAAGGGUACAAAACUUGUUGUUCCUGGACAAGAACCAACACCUGUUGUUGGGAGCUAUAGCUGUUGCAAGUAUUCAUAGAAUUAUAUUCUUAUACUGCUGUCACUUGGAUUUCUAACGUUUAUAGUUCUGGUAAGUGCCUUUAGUCUUUUCAGAAAUUUAUCGUUUCAUUGUAUUGUAUUUUUGAUUUUGCUGUUUGAUAAUCUUUGAAACUUUCAUGUUUCAGAAAACCACGUAUAUAUUGAUGCAGGAUUCAAGGUAUUCAGUUUAUCAUCUUGUAAGAGGCUAUUAGAAUGUUUUGUAUGGAAACUUACAAUAAUGCAAUAAAUUUUGCAUAUACAUUUUUUUUUGAGCCAA
This is a messenger RNA of Humulus lupulus (European hop), 1174 nucleotides long. Its product is annotated as ras-related protein RGP1. The record is from RefSeq and is a predicted model, not a curated record. NCBI's taxonomy places the organism in Eukaryota, Viridiplantae, Streptophyta, Magnoliopsida, Rosales, Cannabaceae. The transcript is spliced from 2 exons. Gene Ontology annotation, cellular component: endosome. The coding region runs from base 221 to 898 and encodes 225 amino acids. Gene Ontology annotation, molecular function: GTPase activity; GTP binding.